This is a messenger RNA of Phytophthora nicotianae INRA-310, 387 nucleotides long. RefSeq lists its product as hypothetical. The coding region runs from base 1 to 387 and encodes 128 amino acids. Lineage: Eukaryota; Oomycota; Peronosporomycetes; Peronosporales; Peronosporaceae. The record is from RefSeq and is a predicted model, not a curated record. The transcript has a single exon.
AUGGAUUUGGAGCGCAAGGUGAAGUUUCACGAGCAGGUUCUCGGCAAGUGCUGGCUGUCCGAGCAACGGGGAGAAAUGGCGGACGAGAAUACGAGAUCAAGAUCUACACGACGCAUUGUCGCUUAUACAAGAGUUAUUAAUGAUGUUGUCCGCGUGUUCAAGUGGGCAUGCCUUGCGCGCGAUCAUGGAUGGCAUGAUGGGCGCUGGUACCAGCCGGGUGUAUCGUGCUACCAUUAUGACAAGAAAUGGCGACGACGCAAACACAUAUCCUGUGAGUACCUCAUCGAUUCACACGAGAAUGCCGAGCUAAAUUCUACGGACACCUGCAUCAAGACGAAGUUCGCCCCGCAGGCUGGCCAGAUGACAAGCACCACACAUGCAGAAUAA